AUGAAAGCUACUCCACCUCUUGCUUUGCUGCUCAGCAUCGCCGUUGCGGCCCCUACUUCCAGAUCUACGCCAGACUACAGCAGACUCACUGUCGCCAUAGUCCGUGCAGAAACAGCAAGCUGGCCCAUGCCAUUGAUGAACAAGAAAUGGACUGACGUACAGUUUACCUUGAAUGCUACCAUUGCCAAAGGUAUAAAGCUUAUCGAAGAAGCGGCCAGUAAUGGCGCAAACCUCGUCGUCUUCCCCGAACUAUGGUUUCCAGGAUACCCCAAAGGUAUAGCAGACCCUCGAUCCAUCGCUCCCCUACUCGCGAACUACAUCGACGACUUCCUCACGAUCAACUCCGCCCACUGGCGCAUCCUUAUCCAUACAGCCGCCACUAGGAACAUCUACAUCGCUCCCGCCUUCUCACACCUUGAGAACGGCGUCUUGUACAUGGGUCAAGCUCUCAUCUCUUCCAACAGCACUUCUUUCAUCCGCCACAAACUGCGGCCCAGCGGGAAAGAGCGAGACAUAUGGUCAGAUGGUACAAUGGACUAUAUGACGUUUAGUAUGCAGAGUCAGGCUGAGACGCUGCAUCCUACUGCUUGGCCCUAUACACCGGAUAUUGCCGACCCUAGAGCCGCAUACUGGGAGUCCCUCGAAAUGAACCUUGCAGUCGCUCGCGUGUUCGCUGUCAACGCCAAUCCACCACUCGUUUUUGCUUCGGUCGGUAAUGCGCGAUUCCUUGAUCCUCAGGAUCUGGAUCUCGCCAUCGUUGAGGCAGAAACAAGUACAGAGGAGGUGCCGCUCGUGUACCAAUCAUUCAACACUACUGAUCUUGCUAUGACGGUGCCAUAUACAACGCAUAGCGAGCAGAGUUGGAGUAUUUUGUAG
Macroventuria anomochaeta is the source of this 876-nucleotide messenger RNA. RefSeq names its product carbon-nitrogen hydrolase. Bases 1 to 876 code for a protein of 291 amino acids. Gene Ontology annotation, molecular function: catalytic activity. The record is from RefSeq and is a predicted model, not a curated record. Lineage: Eukaryota; Fungi; Ascomycota; Dothideomycetes; Pleosporales; Didymellaceae. The transcript has 4 exons.